Molecule: messenger RNA, 723 nt
Organism: Funneliformis caledonium
Lineage: Eukaryota; Fungi; Glomeromycota; Glomeromycetes; Glomerales; Glomeraceae
Source: the annotation of a GenBank genome assembly
AUGGAAAUUAUAGAUCAUAUACCUGAAGCUUUUGCAGAUGAAAAUACGAGAAUGAAAAAAUUUUAUGAAAUUUAUUAUAAACAUUAUAAGAUACAACUGAAUCAGUUCAAAGUAGGCAGUUAUAUAACUGAUAGUUCUGGUUUUGAUAUAGCAGGACGACCCUAUAUUAGCAUUGCUAGAAUUAUUUUGAUAGACAGUGUGACAUGCAAUCUUCUUACACCUGUUCUUCCUUUAUUAUGUCUAUAUUAUGAUAAGCAAGCCAUGUUUCAAUUAACACAAAUAUUUCAUGCUCUCAACAAGGCAGUAGUCUUAUUGCAAGAGGUAUAUAACCAAAGGCCUUUACAAAUUUCUUCUGUCCAAAGAUCUUUCCUAUAUAUUAAUUCUUUUCAAACAUUAGAAAGACAAAUGCUUGAAUUUAAUUACAAAUCUAGACUUUAUAACUUAGUAUUUCAUGUUGAAAGGAAUAAUGAUUAUAGCUGUACACUUUCAAAGGAUUUACUUGUGAAGUUUGUACAGGAUUAUGAAGUUAAUGCACAUGAAGCUUGUGCAGAAAUGGGUAUUGCAUUCCAGUUAUUUAGUUGUUAUAGAGUUUUAGGAGGAUGGAAGGUAGUUGUCAUGGAAUACAUAAAAGAUAGUUAUUCCAAUUUAGCAAAAGAAUAUAAUAAACCAUCUUCUGUAAAUGAAAUCAAGAAGUCUGUAAAAGAAAAAGUUGAAAAAAUGCAA